AAUGCAGAUUUAGCAUCAAGCACAGACAUACACUCGCUCUUUCUCUCAGAUACACACAGCUCCUCACAUUCGCACCUCUGCCAGCGAGUCGGGCCGCCUGACUACACAGCUUCCCAGCCAGCCAGAUGCUAGAGAUCACACAUUAAUUUGCGGCUUCCCAAGCCCCUAAUCAGUCUCUUUUUCUACACAAAGAUUCCUUUAAAAAACAAACAAACUACAUCUAUAUAUAUUUCUUAUUUGCACCUUUCUCCUGGGUCCCCUGCUCCGCCAGCCUGUGCGCCUCCUAGCACCACUUUUCACUCCCAAAGAAAGAUGAAAGGUGGCUGUGCCUCCCAGUGGAAGGCGGCCGCCGGGCUUCUCUUCUGUGUCAUGGUUUUUGCAUCGGCCAAGAGACCGGUCUUCACGAAUAAUUUUCUUGUGGAGUUGCAUAAAGGAGGAGAGGAAGAAGCUCGCCAAGUUGCAGCAGAACACGGCUUUGGAGUCCGAAAGCUCCCUUUCACUGAAGGCCUGUACCACUUUUAUCACAAUGGCCUUGCAAAGGCCAGGAGAAAACGCAGCCUACACCACAAGCAGCUGCUGGAGAGAGACCCCAGGGUAAAGAUGGCCUUGCAACAAGAAGGAUUCCAACGGAAAAAGCGAGGGUAUAGAGAUAUCAAUGAGAUCGAUAUCAACAUGAAUGAUCCUCUUUUUACAAAGCAAUGGUAUCUGAUCAAUACUGGACAAGCCGAUGGCACUCCUGGCCUUGAUUUGAAUGUGGCAGAAGCCUGGGAACUGGGCUACACAGGGAAAGGUGUUACCAUUGGAAUUAUGGAUGAUGGGAUUGACUAUCUCCACCCAGACCUGGCCUCGAACUACAAUGCCGAAGCAAGUUAUGACUUCAGUAGCAACGACCCCUAUCCUUACCCUCGAUACACAGAUGACUGGUUUAACAGCCAUGGGACCCGAUGUGCAGGGGAAGUUUCUGCCGCGGCCAACAACAAUAUCUGUGGGGUCGGAGUGGCAUACAACUCCAAGGUCGCAGGUAUUCGGAUGCUGGACCAGCCGUUCAUGACGGACAUCAUUGAGGCCUCCUCCAUCAGCCACAUGCCCCAGCUGAUCGACAUCUACAGCGCCAGCUGGGGCCCCACAGACAACGGGAAGACGGUGGACGGGCCCCGGGAGCUCACGCUUCAGGCGAUGGCGGAUGGUGUGAACAAGGGCCGAGGCGGCAAAGGCAGCAUCUAUGUGUGGGCCUCUGGGGACGGUGGCAGCUACGACGACUGCAACUGCGAUGGCUAUGCCUCAAGCAUGUGGACCAUCUCCAUCAACUCAGCCAUCAACGACGGUAGGACAGCCUUGUACGACGAAAGCUGCUCCUCCACCUUGGCCUCCACCUUCAGCAACGGCAGAAAGAGGAACCCCGAGGCUGGAGUGGCAACCACAGACUUGUAUGGCAACUGCACUCUGAGGCAUUCUGGGACAUCUGCAGCAGCUCCAGAGGCCGCGGGAGUGUUUGCUCUGGCUUUAGAGGCUAAUCUGGGUCUCACCUGGAGGGACAUGCAGCAUCUGACUGUGCUCACCUCCAAACGAAACCAGCUUCAUGAUGAGGUUCAUCAGUGGCGGCGGAAUGGGGUCGGCCUGGAGUUUAAUCACCUCUUUGGCUACGGGGUCCUUGACGCAGGCGCCAUGGUGAAGAUGGCUAAAGACUGGAAAACGGUGCCGGAGAGAUUCCACUGUGUGGGCGGCUCCGUGCAGGACCCUGAGAAAAUACCAUCUACUGGCAAGUUGGUGCUGACCCUCACCACCGAUGCGUGUGAAGGGAAGGAAAAUUUCGUCCGCUACCUUGAGCAUGUCCAAGCUGUCAUCACAGUCAAUGCAACCAGGAGAGGAGACCUGAACAUCAACAUGACUUCCCCUAUGGGCACCAAGUCCAUUUUGCUAAGCCGGCGUCCAAGGGAUGAUGACUCCAAGGUGGGCUUUGACAAGUGGCCUUUCAUGACCACCCACACUUGGGGGGAAGACGCCCGAGGAACCUGGACCCUGGAGCUGGGGUUUGUGGGGAGCGCACCUCAGAAGGGGGUGUUGAAGGAGUGGACCCUGAUGCUGCAUGGCACGCAGAGUGCCCCUUACAUUGACCAGGUCGUGAGGGAUUACCAGUCCAAGCUGGCCAUGUCCAAGAAGGAGGAGCUAGAGGAAGAGCUGGAUGAAGCUGUGGAGAGAAGCCUGAAAAGCAUCCUGCACAAGAACUAGUGCUGCACCUUGGCUCCGGCGCCUCCCUCCCUCUCCUAUCUCUGCCUCUCUGUCCUUGCUCCAUUCUUUGUCAGACAGGCACCUAGCAAUUCCAACUUCUUGAUCUGAAGCUUCGUUCACUGUCAAUGAUUAUUUUCUUUACAAUGGAAAUAAUCUUUUUUAUUCUAUGCCCCAAAUACAGUGUUCCCACCAACAUCUACCUUCUAUUUGUGACUCUAGGUUCUUUAUUUGUGUCACUCAAAUAGGUGAUAUCGUGCAAAGGAAAACUUGGACAACUUUCCCCUCAAUUUUUUUCAGAUCUGAGAAGAGAAGAGAAUGCAUGUCAAAAGAUGCACACAGUGACUCCUAGAAUGUCUUAUUCAUGGUCUCAACUGACCUGUUAGAUAAAAAAAAAAAAAAGAACUGAGCACGAUUUUUCAAUGACGUAGUUGAAGGUGGCAUGAUUUGAAAGAUGCCAUCCAUGAGAACUCUAAUUACUGGAGGGGGAAGAGUAAAACAGCAUGGGCAUUGGAAAUCUUACCACCAAUACCAACACCAUAACUUUUCCUACUCAGCCAGCAUGACAAAUAUAAAACCUAAGUAGAGUGGCUGUCCUUUCACCAGCUAUUGCUCUGAGUUACGGUAAAAUAUUCUAGAGAAGUCCAAAUUACUCUCAGUUUGCACAGAAUUCAUUUCAGCCACAACUUUCUGGGGUUUCUCACAUAACUAUCCAAAAGGGGAAAAUGCAAGGCAGGUCUGGCAACACACCAUAGUAGUUUUUAACCCAGGAACAUUCCUUUUCCUAAUUCAUUUGGGAACUUCUUAAUCUGAUGGAAGCAAGAGGCCAGGUGAGUAUUUUUCACAGCUUUGCACGUAUGAACUUGGGCUUUGAGUUCCAAAACAUGUGUUUGGCAGACAAUAUCCUACUCCUUCACGUUGUGAUUUCUUUGAUGUGUUAGGGCAAUGGCCUCUGUUCAGGCACAGGUGUAUGGAGGGUGACGUGGGCAUGUCUGAAGAUGUGAGCAGCCAUCUUCACAUGGACCUUCAUUUGUAUGGAGCCUUUUCUGCCAAAGUGGGGAAUACCAACUCAUCCCCUGCAACUUGAGCCUGAAGGAAGCAAGAGAAGCCCUUAGUAGGGAAAGCACAGGUACCAUCUUGGCAACUAAGCAGUCAGUCCAUGAUGGUGUUUAACAGGUCAUCUAAAGCUGAUACAUUCUUCUCCCAUGUCUACCCCAAAAGACACCACCCCAUUUCAUUACCAAGUAGACAUGCUUUCUGGCCUGUUUUCCUACUCAAGGAUGGACUCCUCAUCCCCAAUCCCAAUGCCCACACAUUCCCAAGAAAUGACUCAUUUGUUUGAGUUGAUUCCCAAGAACUGAUCAACUACUCUGGCUACAUUUCUCCCUUCCCCUGGGAGUAGGUAGCUAAGCCUGGAGUUCCCUUCCUCAAACACCAGAGCACCAGUUUCCAUUCCCUGAAGGUUACAACUUUAAGAAAGAAGUCUGGAAAACCCAUUUUCUUUCUUUUUUCCCCAUGUUGGCAUGAAUUUGUCUUCUCUAACACCAUAUGACCUUCUCUAUUUAAUGCUUUAAAAUGUAACAAAAUUUAUGAUUUUUAAAAGAAAUUUAUUACUUAUUGCGAAGGUCUUUUUAAACCAGUUUAGAUUUUAAGAAAAAAAUAAAUGGAAUCAUCAAAAAUUCAUUUCCCAUUAACUGUCUGAAAAUAAACCAAAGGACAUUAUGUGUGUAUAAGUGCACACAGAAAUAUAUAUAUACAUAUGUAGACUAUACACAUGUGUAUAUAUGUAUAUAUAUAUACAUUUGUAUAAAUGUAUAUACACACAUGUACCUAAAAUGUGUGUAUGCAUAUUUAUUGGAGAAAUAGACACCAUGUUCAUCUUUAAAAGAAUAUUCAGAGAAUAUCAAGGUGAUACUGGCUGAAGAGAAAAGCCAGUGGAAAUUCAGGUGAAAAUGUUCAUUGAUUCCCAUUGCAUCACCUCUGUAAUUUUGCAGCUCUCUGUAUAAACAUUAAAUGUCUUAUAUGGCAGCAAAAAUAUAAAAUAGUGUCCAUAUUUUCACAGUUGUGGUAUAAUUUAUGAAAUUAGAGAGUAACUUAUCAGCUUCUUAAUAAAAAUGGCAAGUUUUGAUAUGAGUAUACAGUAUAUAAAAAUAUA
Myotis myotis is the source of this 4381-nucleotide messenger RNA. RefSeq names its product proprotein convertase subtilisin/kexin type 2 (gene PCSK2). The record is from RefSeq and is a predicted model, not a curated record. Gene Ontology annotation, biological process: protein processing. Gene Ontology annotation, molecular function: serine-type endopeptidase activity. Gene Ontology annotation, cellular component: trans-Golgi network; Golgi membrane. Lineage: Eukaryota; Metazoa; Chordata; Mammalia; Chiroptera; Vespertilionidae. The transcript has 12 exons. The coding region runs from base 313 to 2229 and encodes 638 amino acids.